Messenger RNA from Copidosoma floridanum, 950 nucleotides. RefSeq lists its product as uncharacterized. Lineage: Eukaryota; Metazoa; Arthropoda; Insecta; Hymenoptera; Encyrtidae. The record is from RefSeq and is a predicted model, not a curated record.
CCGAAACGAGGCGUGUACUCGCGCAAUCUUGACUCACGUCCCGUCGCAGGUGUACGCUCGCGGGACCGUCUCCUACACGGCUCGCGGUCCACGCGAUUAUUCUAUUAUCAUUUUGUUUUUUCUACUGAUGGUGCUUUAAUCCGGGACCUUGUUUUUUUUUUACUUGUACCUUUGACCAGUGGUUUUGAACUGGAAAAAAAAAGUGCGGAGCAAAAAUGAGGGGGACUCGGGGAGCCGCGAUGCUGCUGCUCUGCUUUAUCGUCGCGGGCGCAAGGUCCCAGGAGAACGCGGUCAAAACCCUACCCUCGGCGCUUUUUGAGUGCUACGACGACGAGACCCACAAGGGGUGGAACCAGCUGCCCCACAACAUCAAAAUCCUCAUCGAGAUAAUCCGCAAGAUCGAGGACCACUCGGCCCAGCACGUGAAUCUCCUGGACAUGCGCUACCUGUCCACGGCCAUCCUACAUCGAUUCCGCCAGGACGGCAUCGUGAGGAAUCCGCACGUCAAAGCGCGCGAGGGUAUACUCCCUUACGCGCCGCUCGGCAAGCAGUUUUUCCGUCACGCGCAGACGCUGAGGGUUAUACCGGGAAACGCCUUCAACUUCCCCAACGACAGCCUCACCCCCAUUGAGAGGUGUACACUCCACUCGAUGUUGAGCAGCAGCAUCGAUAUUUUUGAGCGCGGCGACGAGAGCCGCACGUGCCGGUUCGCCAACUAUGCUUUCCGCAGAUUCGGCAGGAGCACCGACGAACGCAAUGUCAAGGAAGACGUCGAAACCCUCACCGCCGAGCAAAUAGACCUAAUGACCGGUAAGAGCGGCAGAGACGUGGUGGACCCGAACUCCCUGUACCCUGCCUAUCCCAGGAACCAUCCGAGCAGCGAACGCCUCGUCAACACUCCACCGCUCAGCAAGUGCCCCAUCGAGAACGGCGUCGUUCAAACACCGUAA